UAUCCCAGCCGCACCGGUCCUUCCUGGCACACGCGAGGCUCUCAUGGCUCUGGCGGUGGCCCCGUGGGGGCGACAGUGGGAAGAGGCCCGCGCCCUGGGCCGGGCAGUCAGGAUGCUGCAGCGCCUAGAAGAGCAAUGCGGCGACCCCCGGCUGUCCAUAAGUCCCCCUUCGCUGCGGGACCUGCUGCCCCGCACAGCGCAGCUGCUUCGAGAGGUGGCCCAUUCUCGGCGGGCGGCCGGCGGAGGCGGCCCCGGGGGUCCCGGCGGCUGCGGGGACUUUCUACUCAUCUACCUGGCCAAUCUGGAGGCCAAGGGCAGGCAGGUGGCCGCGCUGCUGCCCCCCCGGGGCCGAAGGAGUGCCAACGACGAGCUCUUCCGGGCGGGCUCCAGACUCAGGCGACAGCUGGCCAAGCUGGCCAUCAUCUUCAGCCACAUGCAUGCAGAGCUGCACGCACUCUUCCCCGGGGGAAAGUACUGUGGACACAUGUACCAGCUCACCAAGGCCCCAGCCCACAUCUUCUGGAGGGAGCGUUGCGGAGCCCGGUGUGUGCUGCCCUGGGCUGAGUUUGAGUCCCUCCUGGGCACCUGCCACCCUGUGGAACCAGGCUGCACAGCCCUGGCCUUGCGCACCACCAUCGACCUCACCUGCAGCGGGCACGUGUCCAUCUUCGAGUUCGACGUCUUCACCAGGCUCUUUCAGCCAUGGCCAACACUCCUCAAGAACUGGCAGCUCCUGGCAGUCAACCACCCAGGCUACAUGGCCUUCCUCACCUAUGAUGAGGUCCAAGAGCGUCUGCAGGCCUGCAGGGACAAGCCAGGCAGCUACAUCUUCCGGCCCAGCUGUACUCGCCUGGGGCAGUGGGCCAUCGGCUAUGUGAGCUCAGAUGGCAGCAUCCUGCAGACCAUCCCUGCCAACAAACCCCUGUCCCAGGUGCUCCUGGAGGGACAGAAGGACGGCUUCUACCUCUACCCAGAUGGAAAGAACCACAACCCAGACCUGACUGAGCUCGGCCAGGCAGAACCCCAGCAGCGCAUCCACGUGUCAGAGGAGCAGCUGCAGCUCUACUGGGCCAUGGACUCCACAUUUGAGCUCUGCAAGAUCUGUGCUGAGAGCAACAAGGAUGUGAAGAUCGAGCCAUGCGGGCACCUGCUCUGCAGCUGCUGCCUGGCUGCUUGGCAGCACUCGGACAGCCAGACCUGCCCCUUCUGCCGCUGUGAGAUCAAGGGCUGGGAGGCCGUGAGUAUCUACCAGUUCCAUGGUCAGGCUACUGCUGAGGACUCGGGGGACAGCAGUGACCAGGAAGGCAGGGAGUUGGAGCUGGGGCAGGUGCCCCUUUCGGCUCCUCCAUUGCCCCCACGGCCAGAUCUGCCCCCCAGGAAGCCUAGAAAUGCCCAGCCGAAGGUGAGACUCCUAAAGGGGAACUCCCCUCCAGCUGCCCUGGGACCCCAGGACCCUGCCCCGGCCUGAAGGCCAGGGCACCGAGAUGUGCUGCUAAAGGGAGCCCCAAGGGCUGGAAGGGGGUUGUGAAACUGAAAUAAACUGCCAAGCCUGGUCUGUCCUCCAGGGUGCGAAGGAAGAGUGCAGUGGCCAGCAGGGGGCAGCAGAGGGCAGCGGGCGCUGGGAAAGGGCCGUCCCCAGGCCUGGUCCGUACCUGAACAACAGGAGUCCAGGCCCCAGCCCCUCCUCCCUCAGACCCAGGAGUCCAUACUCCAGCCCCUCCUCCCUCAGACCCAGGAGUCCAUACUCCAGCCCCUCCUCCCUCAGACCCAGGAGUUCAUACUCCAGCCCCUCCUCCCUCAGACCCAGGAAUUCAGACCCCCAACCCCUCCUCCCUCAGACCCAGGAAUCCAGGCCCCAGACCCUCCUCCCUCAGACCCAGGAGUACAGACCCCCAGUCCCUCCUCCCUCAGACCCAGGAGUACAGACCCCCAGUCCCUCCUCCCUCAGACCCAGGAGUCCAGACCCUAGUCCCUCCUCCCUCAGACCCAGGAGUUCAGACCCCCAGUCCCUCCUUCCUUGGACUCAGGAAUCCAGACCCUAGACCCUCCUCCCUCAGACCCAAGAGUUCAGACUGCCCAGCCCCUUCUCCCUCAGACCCAGGAGCCCAGACCCCAGCCCCUCCUCCCUCAGACACAGGAGUCCAGGCCCCCAGCCCCGUCCAUCCUCAGAUCUUCAAAUGGAAUCUGGGGCCAGGCACGGUGGUGCACGCUUGUAAUUCCAAGGCUUUGGGAGGCCAAGUGGGAAAGAUUGAGCCUAGGAAGCUGAGGUUGCAGGGAGCUGUGAUUGUGCCACAGCAAUCCAGCCUGGGUGACAGACCAAGAUCCUGUCUUAAAAAAAAAAAAAAAAGAAAAAGAAAGAAACUGGGCCCCCAGCCUUCUCUGUGAUACCCGGGAGUCCUGCUCUCAGGAUUUAGAAGUCCAGAAUCCCAAGUUCUCUGAGAAUCAGGCAUCCAACCCUCCUCCUUCAUCAUGGCAAAAAAAAUCCCUGGACCCAGACCCAGAUAUCCAGGUUAAGUCCCUGGUCAAAAGGACCACACAUUUCCCUGAUGGUUAUCCACCUUGCCUUGCCACGGUCUGUGCUCAUCCCUCUCUCUGUCCUUCAUUCCUCUCUGACAUCUUUCUCCCAGAGUAACUGCUAACUUCCAGUCUAAAUCUCGCUGAGGAAGAAGAGAUACCACCUCAUGAUUCAUCUUGGAGUGGCCCAAGCUUCCCUCCACCUUGUUUAAAAUGCCCCAUUCCUGGAGACUUGCCCUGUGCCCAGCCCUGGGCUGAGCAAUGCUGACCAGGAAGCAGUGAUCACUGCCCCACUAGGGCUCACCUUCCACUAGAGGAAAGAGACCUGUCCCUAGAUAGUGAUGACCCAGAGAGGGCAUGGCUGGGGUAGGGAAUCCCAGGGGACUACAGGAACCCAGAGUGGGCACCUGACAGCCUGGGAGGUCAGGGAGUGCUUCCAGGAGGAGGCGAUGUCUGAGCUGAGACUUAAAAGAUGAUGAGGCCAGACGUGGUGGCUCAUGCCUGUAAUCCCAGCACUUUGGGAGGCUGAGGCAGGCGGGAUGCUUGAGCUUAGAAGUUUGAGACCAGCCUAAGCAACAUGAUGAAACUCCAUCUCCACAAAAAAUUUUGGAAAAAUUAGCCGGGCAUGGUGGCACAUGCCUGUAAGUCCUAGCUACUCAGGAGGCUGAGGUGGGAGGAUGGUUUGAGCCUGGGAGGUCAAGGCUUCAGUGAGCCAAGACUGCAUCACUGCACUCCAGCCUGGGCAACAGGGCAAGACCCUGUCUCAAAAAAGAAAAGACAGAUUUUUAAAUGAUGAAAAAGUAUUCCAAUGGACAGGAGGCUUGAAAGAAUGUAUCAGGACCGGGCGCAGUGGCUCACACCUGUAAUCCCAGCACUUUGGGAGGCCGAGGCAGGCGGAUCAUCUGAGGUCAGGAGUUCGAGACCAGCCUGGCCAACAUGGUGAAACCCUGUCUGUACUAAAAAUACAAAAAUUAGCCAAGCAUGGUGGCGGGCACCUGUAAUCCCAGCUAGUCAGGAGACUGAGGCAAGAGAAUCACUUAAACCCAGGAGAUGGAGGUUGCAGUGAGCUGAGAUUACAUCAUUGCACUCCAGCCUGGGCAACAAGAGCGAAACUCUGAAAAAAAAAAAAAAGGAAGGAAGGGA
Molecule: messenger RNA, 3657 nt
Organism: Pongo pygmaeus (Bornean orangutan)
Lineage: Eukaryota; Metazoa; Chordata; Mammalia; Primates; Hominidae
Gene: CBLC
Product: Cbl proto-oncogene C
Exons: 11
Coding region: 44-1468 (474 amino acids)
Biological process (GO): negative regulation of epidermal growth factor-activated receptor activity; cell surface receptor signaling pathway
Cellular component (GO): membrane raft; plasma membrane
Molecular function (GO): phosphotyrosine residue binding; receptor tyrosine kinase binding; ubiquitin protein ligase activity
Source: RefSeq, a predicted model, not a curated record